AUGCUCCAUUCAACAUUGGCCUUGUCCCUCCUACUAAUUGCAGUCUCUUCCAACCUUGCGAUGGCAAUCAAAAAGGAAAAACGAGCACCUCAGACUCUGUCAAGAGGGUGGGGAGAUGAAAUUACCUGGGUACAAACUUAUGAAGAAGGGCUUUAUCAAGCAAAAAAAAGUAACAAGCCACUGAUGGUAAUUCAUCAUUUGGAAGACUGUCAAUACUGCCAAGCACUGAAGAAAGCUUUUGCAGAAAAUGAAGAGAUACAGGAAAUGGCCCAAAAUGACUUCGUUAUGCUGAAUCUCAUGCAUGAAACCACAGAUAAAAACCUGUCACCUGAUGGACAAUACGUGCCUCGAAUCAUGUUCAUAGACCCAUCUCUCACAGUAAGAGCUGAUAUCACAGGAAGAUACUCCAACCGUCUUUACACUUACGAACCACAAGACAUACCAUUCUUAAUAGAGAACAUGAAGAAAGCACUACGCCUCAUUCAGACAGAACUGUAA
Cariama cristata (Red-legged seriema) is the source of this 498-nucleotide messenger RNA. RefSeq names its product anterior gradient 3 (gene AGR3). NCBI's taxonomy places the organism in Eukaryota, Metazoa, Chordata, Aves, Cariamiformes, Cariamidae. The record is from RefSeq and is a predicted model, not a curated record. Bases 1 to 498 code for a protein of 165 amino acids. Gene Ontology annotation, cellular component: endoplasmic reticulum. The transcript is spliced from 7 exons. Gene Ontology annotation, molecular function: dystroglycan binding.